CACCCUCGCUCACCUACAAGCACACCUUCGACCAUGUUUGGCAUGCGCGCUUGGCCCACUCCCUUCCUCCGCCCCAUGUGGCCCUUCAUGGCCGGCGGUGCCCUCACCUUCUACGGUGUCGCCAAGAUGCAGAGCGCCAUGCUCGAGGUUCCUGAGUGGCGUGACAGCCCGAAGAACCCGAUGCCGCGCGCCCCGGCCGCCACGACGGCGCACUGAGCGCCCACUCGCGCUCUCGCGCUCGCUCUCGGCGUCUAGACGGUCUCGCGGCGGCGGCGCACCCGGACGGGAGGUGGACCCGGGCGGUGCGGCACGGAAAAUCAAGUGGUUUCGACUC
Messenger RNA from Rhodotorula graminis WP1, 334 nucleotides. RefSeq lists its product as uncharacterized. Gene Ontology annotation, molecular function: proton transmembrane transporter activity. The record is from RefSeq and is a predicted model, not a curated record. NCBI's taxonomy places the organism in Eukaryota, Fungi, Basidiomycota, Microbotryomycetes, Sporidiobolales, Sporidiobolaceae. Bases 34 to 216 code for a protein of 60 amino acids. Gene Ontology annotation, biological process: proton motive force-driven ATP synthesis. The transcript has 5 exons.